AUGUCUUUAAGGUGCCCCAAGCGGGCUAACCUGGACCACUUCUCAGCAAAACUGCUAUGGAAGUGGAAGACGUGUGCAUUUUGUUCAAUCGAUUUAUCCCAAGUACAAGAACCGGACGAAAUCGACCUUACCAAUACUGACGACUUCGAAACUCCAACGGCUACGAUUUCAUCACGUACACGACUUUCCAAUACUACAACCAACCCGAUCGAACAAGCACUUUAUAUACCAGAUACACAGCCAGACAAUAGUCUCCUUACUGCUCUUAUUAAGGGCUCAGAGGAGCGUACAGCUAGUAUCCAGCAAACCCAGAAGAAACCAGUUCCGAACCCAACUGUGGAUAUUAUUAUUCACCUAUGGCUUGCAUCUUUCUAUGUUACGGAUAUAGAUGGAAUCUCUAUUCGAACAUACACUCGGGUUCAGUCUGUUAAAAAGUUUAUUGGGAAGUCACAGUUCUUGUUAACUUCUAAGUUUACUUCACAUACAGAUAUGAUAAGUAAGGUCUUAGUAAAGUUUACGUCUGAGAAGCAAUUCCUUGACCGAAACUGGAAGGCAAUGCCCGUUACUCCAAAGAAUCUUACGGAUAUGCAUGAGUUUCGUGGGGUAGCGUACGAGGCUGAAGACCUUUUUACCUUUCUUCGCGAAGCCUCAAUUACCCCUGACAAAGACGUUUACACUAUCGCACUUGUUUCCGAAAGUCAAGUAGAUCCGCUUGUUACUGAACCACAAGUAUCAAAGAAGUUACGACUGAAACAACAUACGCUUGACAUGGUAACAACUAGUACAAUACCUUUACCUACUGUCAAUAUGUUUACGAAAGCGCCUACGCCUAAACCUCCAACUCGAAUUCAAACUCGAACCGAACGAAAGCCUUCUCUUAAGGCACAAGAAGUAAUAAAGCAGGAGAGAGAAGGAAUAAAGUCACGCAAGCAUACGCACUCGCAAGUUGAGCAGCAGGGCCAUACAGACGUUAUUCAGGAGGAUAUAACUCUUAAGGGGGGUAGCCAGGAAGAUAAGGAAGAGGACGAAAUAGUAGUACGACAAGAGGAAACAAUCGUUUAG
Molecule: messenger RNA, 1062 nt
Organism: Colletotrichum truncatum
Lineage: Eukaryota; Fungi; Ascomycota; Sordariomycetes; Glomerellales; Glomerellaceae
Source: RefSeq, a predicted model, not a curated record